GUCUAUUUCAUUUGUCAGACGAAUCUUUCAAAAUGUCUACAGUUACGAGAACAGAAACUCAUGCCUCUAUUAGACCCGAAAUACGUUUUGAUACUGAAUAUCUCAGGACAAUGAAUGGAUAUUUGAAAGUUGUACUUGUGCUGCUUGGACUCAUCAAUAUUAUUCUAAUCAAUGCAUCAUCCCUCACUUUCGGAUACUACAAUUUUGUCAUCGGAUUUGCUUGGUUCUUUACAAUUGGAAUGCUACUUUUAUAUUUGUUCCACAUACCUGAGAAAUUUUAUACACUGCCAUGGCUUCCUGCUGAGCUCGGAGGAAUUUGUCUGAUGACUUUACUCUACUUUAUUGCUUCACUUAUUUCAGUCCUUAAACCGAAUGUUCUUGCAACUUUUGCUGGAUUAUUUGGACUCAUCACAACUGGUGUUUACUUCUUUUCUGGAUUUUUGAAGUUCAAGCAAUGGAAAAGUGGUGAAUUGGCCCAAGGAACUUUACUUAGCAGAUCUACAACAACAUCAACUCAUCCAAACAUUCAAACAACUCCAUCUGCUUUUCCUGCUUAGACAAAAACUUUAUGAAUUAUUUUAAUUUAAUUAGAUUAGAUUGUUUGCUAGGAAUUAGAUGCUUUGAUUAGCAAAAUAAAGAAAUAUUAUGAAUCAGGAA
Molecule: messenger RNA, 657 nt
Organism: Chironomus riparius
Lineage: Eukaryota; Metazoa; Arthropoda; Insecta; Diptera; Chironomidae
Source: the annotation of a GenBank genome assembly